Peniophora sp. CBMAI 1063 is the source of this 2751-nucleotide messenger RNA. Lineage: Eukaryota; Fungi; Basidiomycota; Agaricomycetes; Russulales; Peniophoraceae. The record is from the annotation of a GenBank genome assembly.
AUGAAGGACCAGAAGAGGACGGACGACUUCAUAACCACCUUCUGCAAGGAGUUACUGGAGAGAUACCCAGGAGCAGACACUUUGCCGGGAGAUACGGCGUUUCGCCAGAAAAUACGUAACUGGUUCGGGAAUCAAGGACGUCUCGAUAGACACCCGAGGAAGGUGCUGGUCACGGAGAACGACGUCGAUGAGGAGGGCAAGGUCCUCUACAAGUUUAAGAGGAGUCUGGGGAAAGAAGGGUCAACGUUUGCAGAUGAUCUCAAGAGGAUCUCAGACAUGUUCUCUAGGAAACAGAGGCAUGUCAAGUACACGGACUACCUCCUAGCCAACUGGCAGAAAGGUCUCAAAGAGCGCGCGGACGAGAACUGGGCCAUGUUUAGUCCCCUGCUUCCCGAGGGUACCGAUCGUGAGGCGGCGCGCAAGCAGUUCAAUCAUAGGUUCGCCGCGAUGGAACUUGCAAACCAACCUGCCGAGGUCAAGAAGCGGCUUCCACUAGGGUCUCGCGAUACCCCAGCGGAAAGCAUUCUUGAGGAACUCUCCAUCGAAGCGCAGGCUCACAUCCAGCAUCUAGUGCAGUCUUCAGAUUUUCAGCAAUAUCUCGAUACUACUUGUCAAGCCUUGGUCAAUGCACUUCACAAGAGGACCGGCAUGUCGUUCACGCUUCUUGUUGGUGGAUGCAACAUCGUAGAAAACGGUGAGAUACGUAGAAACGCAUAUUCAACUCAACACGCUAACGGUCAACACUUCGUUACGUCUUCGCGCUACGCCGCCAGUAAGAUCGACGACUAUUUCCUUCACUUCCUGAAGUCAGACGUGUAUCCGGCGGGCAUUCAGAAGCUUCAUGCGUUCUUCCCCGAAGCGCCCCCGAAAUCAGAUGGCUUCAACCUGAGAUUCGCGGUUCUUGAUGUGGAGGAUGACAGCAAUCCAGCCCGGUUUCCCGUGCAUUUCACGGGCGCGAGCGUCUCUCAACAUGAGGAGGAGGAGGUCAUCAAGCUCGACGAAGACGAGAAGGACUCUGGCGAUGAGGAGGACCAGCCGCGUUCAGAGCUAAAGAACACUCCAGCUCCUGCAUUCGUUCACACCUCUCGCGAGCAACGCGUUUCGGGGCCUCAGGGAUCGGAUCACCGGCAGCAGCGGAUUCACUCGCCGAGUCUCAGCCCACCUUCGCGUCAUCCUCUUGACGAUGCGAAACUCGAGGACGCGCGUAUGAACUCAGCGGGCUUGUCCCAGCGCGGCUUGGAGCGGCCCGGGACCGGGGAUGAAGACGGGGACGUGGGACGCGUGAUUGAAGGUUCUGCUAGUAUCGCCGCGGGCGCAGGGGAGGUGGACACCCAGCCCUCGAUGCCAACGUGCCCUGGGCCUGAGAACCACAUGGUGGCUGAGUCGAAACAUGAUACCGGUGCAGUGGGCGAGGCCGGGAUGCACGGCAACGAUGUACCCAUCGAACCAACUUCCGAAGGCUCUGCGGUACAUUCCGAGCUGGGACCUAACAUUGGCACACAGGCCAACCCACCUGCCGCCACGAAGACGCCUUGUCUCGGCGUUGGCGUCGUGUCCGAUGAUCUUGCUGUUGCUGACGACGCUCUGGUCGCGCGACUAUCGAACAUCAGCGCCGAGCCCACUUCCUCUGUGGCCAGCGAUGAAGCGGAUGGCCUUGGCCGGGCAUUGACGUACGAUGGAGGCGCGCAAGAUCAGCUUCCUGCGGGGCUGAUUGCCUUCGUGCGGAACGACGAAGAGGAGGGCGCUGGCCGGGCGUUGGCGCAGGAUGGACGUAUACAAGAUGAAGCCGCUGCAGACGCCCCAAACCAAGCCUGUCAUGAAGAUGUCCUGGAUUGUGAAGAGGCGCCAGCAAUUCACCUGCAGGUCGGUACUGGACGCCCUUUGGGAGAAGAUGUUAGCGUCACCUCUCCCCAUAUUGACUCCGCGCUUUCCCCUUCGGACUGUAUGGUAGUGUCUCACAUUUCACGCGGAGAUGUGUUUCCGACGCCGCAGCUCGCUGUCGAGAAUAUGCUAACGGGAAUCAAGCGCGAAAAUGCCACCAUCUUCCGAUGCGACUACGACGGACUGCGAAAAAUGGGUGACCAUUUCGUCUGGGAAAGUUCGCGGAGUGGUAUCCCGGACACCGUUGACGCCCGUCCAUCUUGGUUCAGGCUUCUUGACUUGUGGGUCGCUCAUGAACAGCGAAACAAUUUUGAUCAGGGUAGCAGCUUCAGGAAAUUCAAACUCAAGAUAGCACAACGACCGGAUGGUUACCUGAAAUGGGCGAAGGGACGCGAUUUCGCAAGCGUGCUUCCCGGGUCAGAGAACGUCACCGCCUUUUCUCGAGCAUGGCUCGCCUGGUACAAGGACCUUCAACCUGGUUGGCGCUCUUCCGAUUCGUGGCCGUUCGCACGCCCCGACACAUGCACAGAGAUAUCAUGGGAGCAGUUGCGCAAGUAUGGCAGGCAUGGCGUUGUGCAACUUCUUAUUACGCUUGGAUGGUGGGGGAGAAGCAUCAAAUCUGAUGCGAUUGAUGAACUGGACAAGUGGGUAGAAGUGGUCAUGGACAUGGUCUGGGUCAUGGAGCAGAUGGCCAAGACGUUUCCGGACCUCCAGGAGCUUAACAAUAAAGCACAGUCGCCCACCCCCGCAGCUGAGAAGAAGAGGAAGGGCGUGCAGCUAUCCGAAACGGCUCCGGAACCGAAGAAAAAGUACGUCACCCUGCCUUUCGCGAAUCUCCGGCUUGCUGAUAGUGGUGCACUGUACACGUAG